GGUGGGGCCACCCGGAAGCGGAAGAUAAACCCUGAACGCGUGCCUCGGAGUUUCACUUCUGUUAUUUUAAGUAAAUGUCAGUCCCUCUCCUCCUCACUGCCCCUCGCGUCGUCCUCCGCUCCCUCUCCGCUCCUCCUCGUGCCCAGCUUCGUUUCCUCUCCCGCGGACCCCGCGCCGGCUUCCGGGGUCACGCCGCCAUUUCUACCGGCGACAAAGCCGAGACCUUCCGGCGGCUUUGCGGGGCCAGCGACACCCACAGCCGUAGCAGCAUCAUCAACAUCAACAACAGCCGUAGCAGCAUCAUCAACCACAGCCGUAGCAGCAUCAUCAACCACAGCCGUAGCAGCAUCAUCAACAUCAACCACAGCCGUAGCAGCAUCAUCAACCACAGCCGUAGCAGCAUCAUCAACAUCAACCACAGCCGUAGCAGCAUCAUCAACCACAGCCGUAGCAGCAUCAUCAACAUCAACCACAGCCGUGGCAUCAACAACAAUAACAGCAGCAGCAUCAGCAGCAUCAUCAACAACAGCCUAGCAUCAACAACAGCAGCAUCAGCAUCAUCAACAGCAGCAGCAUCAUCAUCAUCAUCAACAACAACAGCAGCAGCAGCAGCAAUAUAACCCAGCUCAUCCACCGAUUCGCGCUUCAUUACCAUUGUCUCGCUAUCCCAUCCACAUAUCAUUCUCUCCCAUUAUUCAUCAUCUGACGCCUUCAUCAUCGUCCGCCUCGCCCCGGCUCUGCGCUGCGAUGUCGUUCAAGCCCAACUCCUCGUCCCCCGCGCCUCUCCCGGUGAACAGUCAAGAGACGUGGUUGGUGAGUGCGGUUGGUCCUGGUUCUCGUGGUCUCCCUGCAGGGGGGGGGGGCGGUGUCCCGUCCCCAGGCCCCGCGGCGCAGCCGCUCCCUCGCCCCCUCUUCAGCGACUACGGCCCCCCCUCUCUGGGAUACCUCUCCGUGGCUGGAGGGGGCCCACAGCAGCCGCCACAGAGCAAAUACGCCGAGCUGCUGGCCGUCAUCGAGGAGCUGGGCCGCGACAUCCGCCCCACGUACGCGGGGAGCAAGAGCGCCACGGAGCGGCUCAAGCGCGGUGAGCACAGCAUCAUGCACGCGCGCGCGCUUGUGCGCGAGUGUCUGGCCGAGACGGAACGAUCCGCGCGUUCCUAAAACAGCGCCCAUCGAGGCAAGGUUCGGCACACACUUGGGUACCGGUUUUCACCGUCUCAACGACGUCUUGCCACAAGCGCCAAUCUAUAAAGGUCUCGGGUGCCCUACCGUCUUAGCGGGAAGUGCACUCGCAGAUGGCACGUGGUACCAGCUCGGAGCUCCUGCAGCCUUGAGAGGCAACUGCCGACCACCGUGGAUGUUGUGUUGAUUAGGGUUGUGUAAUUUAAGCCCGGUCUGUCUCAUUUUUAUACAACACCUUUUGCAAAAUAAAGUAAUACUUUCAAACAUU
This is a messenger RNA of Lethenteron reissneri (Far Eastern brook lamprey), 1450 nucleotides long. RefSeq names its product cyclin dependent kinase 2 associated protein 1 (gene CDK2AP1). Gene Ontology annotation, cellular component: cytoplasm; nucleus. The record is from RefSeq and is a predicted model, not a curated record. NCBI's taxonomy places the organism in Eukaryota, Metazoa, Chordata, Hyperoartia, Petromyzontiformes, Petromyzontidae.